Messenger RNA from Penicillium maclennaniae, 522 nucleotides. RefSeq lists its product as uncharacterized. The transcript is spliced from 5 exons. NCBI's taxonomy places the organism in Eukaryota, Fungi, Ascomycota, Eurotiomycetes, Eurotiales, Aspergillaceae. The coding region runs from base 1 to 522 and encodes 173 amino acids. The record is from RefSeq and is a predicted model, not a curated record.
AUGAAUGAGAAGGAAUUGCGGACAUUCUGUAUGAAGUUGCUGGCAUGGUUGAACGCAAUUGUUCCGCACAGAAAGUUGGACCUUCGAAACGGCAUCUGGGAUAACGUGCAGUUAUACAAUGUUCCUAAGUUCGGCGGUUUCCAUGAGCGUCAACAAUCUCCUGUCAUUUUCGAACACAUUGCGGAGGUCGAGCAAUUCAGCCGGAUAGUGGAGAAGCUCCUCCGCGCCUUCGCCAUUCUUCUCGAGCUUCCAGAUGAGGACCAACUUGUCAAAGACCACCAGUACGACGUUGCCGACGAAAAACAGACAGUCGUUGAGCUGUAUAGCCCCGGUCACUCCAACCUGGGGACUGUGACUUUGCUUUUCGGGCAAGCUGUAGCUGCGCUUCAGUUACUGGACUCAGAGGGAGAAUGCGUUCAUCGCGUGCAUGCUCCACCAGCUGAUCAAACCCAUGUUGACCGGUUGGGGGUGCUUUAUGUUGCCUGGGAGUAUAACCGUGGAAGCCACAGCGUUCUUUGCUAG